CAUAGUAAUUUCGCUCUGUGCGUGUGAGAAAAGGAAGAAAGGAGGGUUUACGCUGGGUUAGAAGGAGGACACUGGCGCUUUAUUGCCAUUAUUGCUCGCAAUCAUUGCCCAUUUCCACCUUCUUAACCUGGCGAAAUUUUGAACGGUUAAAAUGGAGGCGGACAGAUCCGGCGGAGGACCAAACCCGAACUUUGGAGGCGGCGGCGGCAGCAGCGGAGCGGGGCGCAACCCAAACGGGCCCAAAGCAGCACCGGGCCAGUCAGCACCAGUAGCGGCUACCGGGGCGAUGGCAGCGGCGGCUGCUGCAGCAGCAGUCGGAGUCAUGCCUGGGUCGUCUCAUCCCCGAGAAUCACAGCAGGACGGCGAUUCGGGAAUGACUCUCCCCGGGAUCUUGCACUUCAUCCAGUACGAGUGGGGACGCUUCCAGGCCGAGAAAUAUCGCUGGGAGGCGGAGAGGGACGAACUUCGGGCUCAGGUAGCAUUCCUCCAAGGUGAGCGGAAAGGACAGGAAAACAUGAAACAGGACCUAGUAAGACGGAUUAAAAUGUUGGAAUACGCUCUGAAACAAGAAAGGGCUAAACACCAGAAGCUGAAGACAGGAAAUGACACGACCACCGGUGACAAGAAACCAGAGAUGGAAGCAGAGCCACUUCCCAACGGCCCAGCUGAGUCAGACUCAGAACCGGCCAAUCAGAUGUCCUGGAAGGAGGGACGUCAGCUUCUACGCAAAUACCUGGAGGAGGUGGGCUACUCGGACACCAUACUGGACAUGCGCUCCAAACGUGUGCGCUCCCUGCUGGGCCGGAGCAGCCCCGAGGCCAACGGACCCCCACCACCCGAAGCCUCCCCGGAGUCUGAGACGCGAUCGGGCGGAGAAUCCUUGUUGGUCCGACAGAUAGAAGAGCAAAUUAAGAGGAACGCAGGCAAAGAAAGCUCCAAGGAACGUCUCAGUGGUUCAGUGCUCGAUAAGAUCCCCUUCCUGCACGGAUGCGAGGACGACGACGAAGACGACAGCGAUGAGGAAGACGACUUCCAAGGCAUGGCCACGGACUGCAUCGACGGCCCUCGCAAGAACAAAAAGUCACGUGUAAAGAUGGGUUCAGAGCCCAUGACCACAGACCUGGACCCGGAGGACGAGGAGGAUGAGGACGACUCGGAAGACGCCCUCAGUGAAUUUGACUUUCUGGGCUCCGGGGAGGAUGGGGAGGGGGCGGGAGAGGCCAGGAUCUCUGGGGACGGACGGGAGUUAGAGAACCGCAGGAACAAGUUACAAGGCAUGAUGUCCGACUUCCCCUCAAAACCUGCCCCGUCUCCCUCUGUGUCUGGACAAGCUCGCUCUGGGGAAGGUGGCGCCUUGGGUUUUUCUUCGGACGUCUUCAUUAUGGACGCCGUCGGAGGCGGAGACAUGAACUUGGGUGAACUGGCUGACCUCACCGUUGCCAAUGACAACGAUCUCUCCAUGGAUAUGCAGGAUAACAGAGAGGAGUUUAAGAAGACGUGGAACCCCCGUUUCACGCUACGCAGCCACUUUGAUGCCAUCCGUGCGUUGACUUUUCACCCCAGCCAGGCGGUCCUGCUCACAGCCUCCGAAGAUGGAACACUAAAGCUGUGGAACCUCAACAAGGCCAUGCACUCCAAGAAGAAUGCAGCUUUAGAUGUUGAGCCCAUCUACACGUUUAGAGCGCACAGUGGUGCCGUUCUGUCACUAACCAUGGGAGAAGGUGGAGAUUCCUGCUACAGCGGAGGUCUGGAUGGAAGCGUGCGAUGUUGGAAGAUGCCGGACCUCAAUGUGGAUCCCUACGACAACUACGACCCUGGCAUUGAGAGCAGCGUGCUGGCAGGCCACGAGGACAGCGUGUGGGGUCUGACGUACUCCGCCGUCCACCGACGACUGGCCUCGUGCUCGGCGGACGGCACCGUUCGCAUCUGGGACCCGCGGAACUCUGCCCCCUGCCUGUCAGUCUUCAACAAGGAGAGAGAGCACGGAACACCCACCUCGGUGGCCUUUGUGGCGUCUGACCCGAACCAGGUGGUGGUGUCAUUUGAUGGCGGCGAGACGCUGCUCUAUGACCUCAGCACGGAGCAGAGCAUCAUAGCACUAGACACGCAGACCAAGGAUGGAAGUGAACUCAUUAACCGUGUGGUCAGUCACCCCUCUGAGCCCCUCUCCAUCACUGCACAUGAGAACCGCACCAUCCGCUUCUUAGACAACAAGACUGGUAAAGUGGUCCACUCAAUGGUGGCCCACCUGGAUGCAGUUACAUGUCUGACCACAGACCCUAAAGGCACUUACCUCAUCUCUGGCAGCCACGACUGCUCGGUGCGCCUGUGGAUGCUGGACAACAGGACGUGCGUUCAAGAGAUCACCGCCCACCGGAAGAAGCACGACGAGGCCAUUCACGACGUGGCCUUCCACUGCUCGCAGCCCUUCAUCGCCAGUGCUGGCGCCGACGCGCUCGCCAAGAUCUUCGUCUGACAGCACUGCGGUCACACCGGACACCCUCGACUGGGUCAAACGAGAGAACAGCGGACGUCAUUCCCUCCUCUCUCAUGCUCGCUCACACACACACACACACACACACACACACACACACACACACACACAUACACACUGUUGUCCUGCGCCCCACUGGCUGGGUUAUUGUCACAGGACGUCGCAGCCCCUCACUUCCUCGCAGUUUUAUGCCUCAGUGACUUGUUGUUAUACGAACCACACUUCUGUUUUUUAUCAACUCUACAAGCUCCUCUGAUAUGAAAAAAAACACACAUGGAGAAACACUUUUUUCUACACUACAGUGCGCUAUUGUGCUUUCCCCCCACCCCACCCCUACAAGUCUACUCAUUUCAAUGCACGUGACAAGUAGAUGUGUGUGCAUGGCGCACAAACACAACGUCGCAUUUCUUUUUUUUUUUUUGUUAAAUAACUCAAGAAACUUGUAGUCAUUGAAUGAACCAGUAAUUAGCCUGCUGGUAUCGCAUAGUAUGGCUGACAAAGGUGAUAUCAUUCCAAAGACUUUAAAGGAGCAGUGUGUGUGUGCGUGUGUGAGUGUGCGUGCGUGAGUGUGUGAGCGUGUGGUUUUCUUAUUCAAGGUCCGAGAAUGUUGUACAUGCCGAUAUUUCACCUUAAUAGCUUUAAUUUCAACUUUGCCACGACCUGUAGGUUCACUGUGUGCGUGUCAUGAACGUUUCAACCCAUUCAAGGUUGGGAGCAGGCCUGUCACGAUUGCAAAUUCUGCUGGUUGGUUAAUUGUGCUACAAAUUACCGUCGAUAUUCGAUAUCAUCGGCAACAUUUUGUGAAACCGUUUUUUCAUAAAUGAUUGUCAUGAGAGGUGUAAUUCACAUUUGAACCACUAGAUGGUACUCAAGUAUAGUGUACGGUGUACCCGUGUGAGACAUUAGCUUGACAAAAAAGUUGCUGUAUGUAUGUUUUUGCAAUGUAGCCAGCGACACUGUCUGUGAGCGCCCACCAUUUUUUUUGCACUGUUUUGUUUAUAUUUGCCGACCGAGCACCUCCAUCGGUAGUUGUUUUUUUUCCCGAUUGAGAAAACUGUCCGUGUUGGUCAUCGGUGUUCAUUCUGUUUUGAAGCAAAAUAUCCCCACACUGUGGCUGUGGCAUUCGCGCUUGUGCCGUCAUUCACGUUAGCGUAUGCUGGCUCACCGAGCUGGCUGCUCCGUAUCCACUCACUGGUAGCCCCGCCUCCACAAAGAAGCUGAAUGAGAGGACAGAUGCAGAGUAAAGCCUCUCGUCAUCCAGCCAGCAGAUCAACCACACGCAUACACGCACACGUCCGCUCAUCCAGGGUGUCAUAAUUAGCCACCUGGUUUUGUUUUUAUCGUGACAGGUCUAGUUGGGAGGGAGUGCAGGGUGAGGCCUGUGUGUGUGUGUGUGUGUGUGUGCGCGUGUGUUGGCGGCAAAUUUUUACUGUACAGCGUGUGUGUCUGCGUUGGCACUCGUCAAAUCAUGGUGCUAUGAAAGCAUGUGUUAGGAUUUGUUUUGCACGUGCAAGGAAGACACUUCAUAGUGGACUCGUCAUUCAUUUCAAGUGUGUGUGUGUGUGUGUGUGUUUUUACUAAAUCCCCUCCUCUGUGAGAUGCGAGUGCAGCUUCCUCACAUUGUUUUGUGUUCCUUUGGUUGGGGUCAGUGGGUGCAUUCCGGCUUUAAAAAAAAAGAGAAAAAGCUGGUCAUCAUCUUGGCUGGUCGUGCACAAGUUGCACAGUAGCACGUUAGCCUCCUGGACGCUAAUGGCGGUAGCAUGUCUCCUCUCCCAGGAGAAAAAGCUCCAUCACAUCACAUCCGUCACUUUUGUCUCCACACACAGGAAGCAGUGUCAUAAGUGGGGAAGCCGUGGAAGAGCGUGGUUUGUUUUUCUUAGGAGGCUUCACUAACCUGCUAUUUACUUGGGGGAGUGCAGUUUUGUAGUAGUCUGUUAAGAAUCAUAAAAAAGCAUACAUGGUGUAGAUAGGCACCCCCUGACUUUCCAUGGAGUCCUAUAGAGCAGGGAUGGGCAUUGGACUAAAUGGGGACGAUGAGUCCAUUUCAUUGUUUUUUAUGGGAUUCAUCUUUGUGUUUUUCUUUUUUUUUAACUUUCUAGAACAAAAAGGGGGAUGGGGUCUGAUGUUCCCUUAUGUUGCCGGGAAAUGUCCCAUACUUUCAGGUGUUGACAGGUAUGAGCAGAAUAAUGAAAUGAAUAAGGAGCAGCAAUAGAGAGGAAGUUGCUGAGUUGCUCCGACAAAGCCAGAAGGACAGCGCCUCUGCUGGUUGCAGCCAAGCAGCGCACGUCCGGUUCAGCCUGAACUGCUUCACCAUGUUUACUGAUUAGUCAGCUAUUAUGCCCAUCCCUAGCAGAGACUGCAAAAAAGUUGUCCGACUGGCAACUUGUUAAGAUAACAGGGUACCACGGGGGUCACAGAAAUGUUCCUAAUCAUCAAGAGGAGCCCGGCAUUCAAACGGAUCUUUUUGUCCCCACCGAGUCUGAAUUUAUCCUUUAGAAUGGCGAUUCAGUCGCAACUGGUGGGGUGGGUGGCGGAGCACCUGGCGCUCUAGUCUGUGCUGUUGGCUUGCUACGCCGCCACGAGGUGCGUGCCACAUUCAUGUGCCACUUUGCCAAGCUUGAGCGGGACAGGAACUUAAAGGGAUAGUUGGGUUGUUUAGACAUGACGUCGUAUGACAUCCCCAUCAGCAGUCUAGCACAUCAGAGACUUACCCCCCCACCAUGUUUCGUGAUCGGCGUUCUGGUCGGAUUUCGGAUGGCGUCAUUUCCUCUUGGUUUGUACGACUACAUGUUCUCACCUGUCCACAACUACAUUCUUCCUCGGCGAAAUCCCACCAGAACUCCACUCACGGAAGUCACCGUUGAUGGGAUGUCCUACAACUGCAUGUCAAAAAAUCCCAGCUAUCCCCUUAACGUGCCGUCCGUCCGACACACAGCUGCUGAUAUCUGCUGGAGAAGAGCGUGCCAUAAAGAGAGGGCGGGUCCCGCAGCCAUACCGGUUGAGAACCACUGCUUUCAAACAUGCCGGUGUUCUCCUUCUCCAGCAGGGAACCACAAGACGAUGGUGGUGUCCCACAACUGUAGCAGCAGUGAGUCAGGAUGAGUUUUGCUAGCAAAGGGUACAUUUCCUGGAACCGCAACUUGCGUAUGCCAAAUUUCAAACCUGCUGUUGGAAAACACUCAGGAGGACCAGCAAUUAGUUGGGUGCAUGUGCCACAGUGCCAACUACUGGCCUGGCAUACACAUUGCAGCCUUUUCUGUUGUUUUGGCGAGGGGGGUGUUUUGAAAACGGUGUCUUUGGUCAGUGCUGUGUCAACACAGUGUGGACUUCCUGUACAAAACAAGUGUCAAUCCGCAAUAUUUAUCUCGUGGGGUUUUGCUCAAAGCCGGUGAGAGUGCAGACAAAUCAGUGAGAAAAUGAAAAAAGUCUUUGUUGGCUUUCUUUUCUUGCGCCUUUUGAUUGCAAUGAAGAUGUAAGAAUUCUGUAGUAUUCUGAAAGUGAUUCAUUCUCCUUUACUAGGCGUAGGACUUGCUUGUGAUUGAUAACAAUGUACAACUUGUAAAAAAAAUACAAAUAAAUCACAACAUAAAUGCAAAAAAAAAAAAAAAAAAAUCAAGAAAACAACAAAAAACCUACCAGUCAGAGGCCAAGGUAAAGGACUCCUCUUUGUGUUUUUAUUUUUUUAUUAGCAAUUUAUCACUGUGUGAUACUUUGUACAUCAUAUUACGCUGUAUUCAAACUAUUUCCUCUAACUACAAGGGAUAAGAGACCUGCUUUUUAUUAUUAUUAUUAUUAAUUUGGUUUUAUUAUAUAUUUUUGAACUGCAUUCUAGCUUGUAUCAAAUGAGACUCCUGUUUUUUUGUUUUAUGGGUCGCUUGUAUGUUGUUAAGGAUAAAAAGGAUAAAAACAUGAUUUUGUACAGUAACAGUGUGUGAAUUGUGUGUUUUCUCUAGCUUAUACUGUAAUACACCCACCGUCACAUUUAUAAUAGAAGACCUGUAGCCAAUAUCCUCAUUUUAUGGUUCAGCACGUUUGUGAUUCAUUCAUUCAUUUACGGCUGCAAUAAGUUCGUUGUACUGCUACUACUUUGGCAAACACCGCCCCUCUGUGGCCAAAAGUGGAACCACAACAAAUACUGGAUUUGCCCACAUUUUACGUUAUUCUGUUUUGUCUAAUCUCAGUCUUCCUUUGUUUUCUUUGGCUAAUGUGUGUGGUUCGCAACUGUUUGUUAAAUGAGAGAGAGAAAAGUGCAUUUUCAAAGGUAAUGCUUGAUGUAAAUGAAUAUCUGACAUUGUAGAUCAGAUCAUUAGUUUUAUAAAAUGCACAUAUUUUUUCUUUUUUAAGUAAAAAAUAAUGUAAAAAAUAGUGACUGGGUCUAUAUUAUGUAAAAACAACAACAACUUGCAAACACCCUAAAACUGUUGGUUGCUGUUAACGUGUAAACAUCCAUCCAUUUCCUAUGCCGCUUCUCCUCAUGCUGGAGCCUAUCCCAGCUGACUUUGGUGCACCCUGGACUGGUCGCCAGCCAAUCGCAGGGCACAUAUAGACAAACAACAUUCACCCCUGUCACCAAUUAACCUGGCAUUUUUGGAAUGUGGGAGGAAACCCACGCAGGCGAAGAACAUGCAAACUCCACACACAGAAUCGAACUCCAAGGGAGAAUC
Molecule: messenger RNA, 7158 nt
Organism: Dunckerocampus dactyliophorus (ringed pipefish)
Lineage: Eukaryota; Metazoa; Chordata; Actinopteri; Syngnathiformes; Syngnathidae
Gene: strn4
Product: striatin, calmodulin binding protein 4
Exons: 18
Coding region: 152-2476 (774 amino acids)
Cellular component (GO): dendrite
Molecular function (GO): protein phosphatase 2A binding; calmodulin binding; armadillo repeat domain binding
Source: RefSeq, a predicted model, not a curated record